Cyphomyrmex costatus is the source of this 920-nucleotide messenger RNA. RefSeq lists its product as uncharacterized. The coding region runs from base 115 to 426 and encodes 103 amino acids. The transcript has 3 exons. Lineage: Eukaryota; Metazoa; Arthropoda; Insecta; Hymenoptera; Formicidae. Gene Ontology annotation, biological process: negative regulation of biosynthetic process. The record is from RefSeq and is a predicted model, not a curated record.
UUCUAGUACGUGGCAACUUAGCGUCGUACAGUCAUAAAUAUCCCUGGAGGGUUUUAGUGUCAGGUCUUAAAGAAGUAAAGCACAACGAGGUAUAACAAUACUUUUAGCGCGACAAUGGCAACGACAACCGAUUCCAAAAAGCAAGACACCACCCCCGUCGACGAGGACGACGACAUUUUCUAUUACGUCGGUGUAAAAGCAUCACCGUUCGCGGCCGAUAGCGCGGUUUUCGGUUUGCCACCGAAGGAGGUAUCGGCCUUACGCUGUCGCUUUCCGCUGUCCCCCUGUAGCACGAAUGUCGUGAACGGAAUUAUGCUUAAAGGCACACCAUUCUCCAUCAUAAAUGCUCUAGCUGAGCUCGGCUAUCGAGUUAUUUGUAGUACCGGAGAAGCCGAGGUACUUUGGACACUGCAGCGGGAUUGUUAACGCUUUAAAAAUGGACCUUACUGCAAGCGCAUCAUAUAUAUGUAUCUUUAUGAAUCAAACUAUAGAAAUUAGUAUUAAUGAAUCGAUGAGAUUUAUGUCGUCACUUGUUUGACUUAUGUCACUUUGUUUUUCUCCGUAUCUAUUUUUAUAUUUUGGAAUAUGAUAAGUGUUUGCGGAAAUUACGUUUGUAACUGCGCCUCGGGGAAAGUUGAGUUAGAUAUAUACAUAUGUGCGGACCAAUUAAAAAGGCUUUGUUUUUUUGAGGAUGAUCAAUUGUACUUUGUAAAAUUGGAUAUUGAUAUGUACUGAAGUGCAGCUUUUCGUUAGAAUAAUCAAAAAAUAAACAUAUGCCAUAUUUUCUUAGGAAAUUUUAAUUUUUGUUGUGCGAAAUCACACGAAUCAAUUCUCAUCGAUGUGUAUAUUGUGUACCGUGGUAAUGAUGAGUUCCUCCUUUUAUGACUUUGAAAAUGACGCUGUAAAAUUGUAUAAUCAUG